Molecule: messenger RNA, 529 nt
Organism: Microbotryum saponariae
Lineage: Eukaryota; Fungi; Basidiomycota; Microbotryomycetes; Microbotryales; Microbotryaceae
Source: the annotation of a GenBank genome assembly
AUGACCCGAAAAAGCAGACGCUAUACCUCGUCAACUCGCCAGAACAACCGCCGCGAGGCGGAUCUGUUCGCUGAAUUUCGUAGCCGCGAUCUCUCGCUAUGUCAAUACCUGUCGUGGUACUUCAGCCCAUCCACAUGAUUUGAAGGCGUUCAAACACACCGACCAAAGCUGUUUAACAGCAACUGGCCCAGCCUCAAGCGUGUACUUGAUCUUAUUCUACGACUUGCAAGCGAGGAUGGCACACAGUCAAGAAGCCGAAUCAAUGACUGGAUCGCCGAGCAGGUGGGCAACACUUCGUACUGCUCAGAUUGAUUCUCCGGAUUCGAAAAAGCUACUGAAUACUUGCCUUAUCCGCGUGCAGGCCGACUCAAUCAUCAUUAAAGAGAUGAAGCGAACCAAGUGCGCCUUCGUCAGUGCUAGCCAUGACUUGACUCCCGAAGUCCUCGCAUCCGAUCACAUCGACGCACGGCUCGAUGCAAUCGCCGAAGACAACCCUUUUAUCAGCGAACGGAUUCGUAACUUGCUAUAA